UGCUGCUGGCACUGGAAUGGUAAUAGUCCUGUUUUCUUCUGGUUAUUUCUGCUGUCAAGGCCUCUCAAAUACUUGUAGCCUGGAUUGCCUUGCCUAUAAUGGAUACAAAAACAAAAAAGAGACCAACCUGGUUUAGUAAUCUUUUCCUGCCCUUUGUAAUACUAAAAAUCCUCCUACUCAGAGUCACCCUCUCUGUUCAUCCAACUGUACAUGCCCUUCCUAAUGUUUUCUCACCUAGUUCCUGCAUUAUUCUUUUCAUUUUUUGGGGUUGUUUAGGGGAAAAUACAGCAGCAUCUGUUGUGUAUAUACAUUAUUUGGUUUUACCUACAUACAGUGGAAAAAAAAAUGUUUUACUGUGUUUAAUAAAAAUUAUUUGACAGUGAUAAGUCACUUAAAAGGUACAAAAACAGCACUUUUUUCCAUUAUCAACUUUGAUUCACAUACUUGAAUAGAUGCAUGAUAAACAUCAGACAUUUUGUUUUAAGUCUCAAUAUUUUAAGCAUUUGUACAUUAUCUACAUAAUUAUGUAGGUCGAUAAAGUUAAGUGAUUACAACUAUACAAAAAGUACAGAUGAACUGAAAUGGUGCUGAUUCUGUACUUGAUGUGAAGAUGCAACUUAAGGUGCUGUGCUCUCCCUCUUGUGGUGAAGGUAGGAAUGUCAACAUGGUGCAGGGUGCUUCAGUUAAUGUAUAUUUACUUUAAUUGCAAAGUGGAUGUAGAAGAUGACAAAUAAGAUUACAUGUUGUCUUUAUGUCCAUGUUUCUAGUGAAAUGCUUUGUGUUAUACAUGUUUUCAUAUCUAACACCUAGUCCUUGUCCUGUUUGGCCCCUUUCAGAUGUUGCAGUGCCAAAAAGGAAACAGCUUGGGGCCAACCAGGUGCCUCCAUCUGGUGAGCAGCGUCCACCCUCUCCCCCCGGGCCGCCUCCGUCAGCUCUCGGAGACGCCCAGCAGGCUGGGUCAGAAGUCCAACCCAGCCAGGACAUCAGCCCUGCCGUGGCAGCCGCUUUGCUCCAGCUCAUCUCUCAGCAGGACUCUGAAGCUGGGGCCUCUCAGCGCAGCAAAAACCCCUCUCCGUCUGUGGACACUCCAGCCCGGGGACAGCCCCCUCCACCCUGGGUGGCAGACUCUCCGCCUAAGUCUUCGGCUGCAGCUGAGGCUCCAGCAGGACUGGUGACUGCUGCUCCUGCCUCCGCAGUACAGUUCCCUAAGGACCAGGACCUACGCUUUUCCCACGGAGCUGCCCGCUGACCCCUCGAUCCCCUGGUGAGACAGACCCGGGUAUCGUGGGACAGCUCCAGCAAUCCUCGCCUGAAUGGAAAAGGCAGACGGAGAAUGCAGAGGCACUUCCACAGAUUAUGACUAACUGGACCAUAAGCAGGUAGUGAAAGUUGAAUCAAAGAUUUUGAAAAUGAAUGUCACUUUGUGAUGGACUGAAAAGAAAGAGGUUAAGGGCUUUUUCAGGUAUGGUCAUGAACAUCACUACUCUCAACAAGCCGUAACGUGUUGCUUUGGUGGCAGUGUUAAGACUGGUCGGUCUGACCUUAAACAAGACAUUCGCCACCUGCAUUCCCUUACUCUUUCCUGUCCUCCGAAGGCCCUUGACUUGAAUGAAGGUUGGCUUCCAAAUUGAGCGCCAUGCAACUCACACUCAACUUUGAAAGCAGCUGUGAUUUGUCUUUUUUUUUUUUUUUUUUCUCCCUCCCCAAAACAAAUGAUUGUCAUGUCCACUGCAGUGCCCACUUCUAACAAGGUUAUCAGUGUUUUGGAAAAUCAAAUCCUCCACUCUGUGAUGAAAAGCCCUGGAGGAUAUGGCGAGGCUAAGGUGUUGUGUAUGGAUAGAUUUGAGGCACUGAUAAGAACACUGUUGAACUGUAAGUUUGCUGAUGAACUUUAAACGCUGGCUAGCUCCCCUGUUUUCAGCCUUAUGCCUCCUUGUGACCCCAGCGACCCCUGAAUGAGCUCUUAAGUGGGGGAAGUGUAGGUAAAGUUUCUGCUUUGGAUGGCAGGGUUGUUUUUCUUUGUUUUCUUUUUAAUUUUACUCAAAGGCGGUUCCAUAUUAUAUUAGCAGUCAACAAUCCACCUGAACUGCGAUGUGUUCUCUGCCCACUUGAAGGUUUUACUUCCUUUACAUACAGUACAGUAAUCCUCUGUGUAGUAUCAAGCCUAAGCCUGUAGUGCUCAUGUUCCUGUCUCUCAAAUAUGGAUUAAACCACCACUUAAUGACCCAACUGCUCCAUAAUACACACGCUAUUCUGCUAGUUGAAGUAUACAUACACACAUAUACACACACAUACACAAAGAAACAAGACUUUUCCGGCUCUUCCUGGUGGGCUAUGAAAGCUUCAUCUAACAUGUCUACCCUCCCUCCCCCCACCCCACCCCUCCGCCUUCCUGCCGACUUGUGCAUCAAAAGCUUUUUUUCUUUUUUUGGUGCAGUUAUUUUCUACAUAAAGAAAAUGAUACACGCUUAAAAAAAAAAAAUUGAUGGUCCAUGAUUCUGUUUCCAUUCUUUUUUUUUCUUUGGAAAAGAAAAGGGAGGAGAAAGUAGUUUCACGUGUCUGUAAAAAGAAAAGAAUAUUUUGUAAUAUGUGUUUUCUCGGUUCAGUUUAUUAAAGGAAGUUA
Molecule: messenger RNA, 2623 nt
Organism: Scomber scombrus (Atlantic mackerel)
Lineage: Eukaryota; Metazoa; Chordata; Actinopteri; Scombriformes; Scombridae
Exons: 1
Coding region: 752-1249 (165 amino acids)
Source: RefSeq, a predicted model, not a curated record